AUGCCGGGUGGCCUGUCAGCUGCCCUAUGGUCGAUCCGUUACCUGCUGUUUGGAUGCUCUGUCACCCCUCAUCCGUCAUCCCGCAUAUAUUCCUUGGCUGCUGUCUUCCAGGACGGAAAUCCCAAUCUCUUGACGCCACUCAGGGUUGGCCAGGACCCAAGCUUCGAUCGGCUGCUGACAUCACUGGCUUCGGUCGCAAGGCACUGUCCGAAAAUCGUCAUCGAUGCCAUCAUGUCAUGGAGAAACUACAAAAACGACACCCCGUUCCAGAUCACCUCCAAUCUCUCUGUGUCGUAUUCGCACAUCAAACAACGAGACCUGGAGAUUCUCUUGGCUGAGCGCAAGACACUCAUUCUCAACUUUAUCAUCUGUCGAGUGCUGAUUACAAUCAUGGGCUCGCUCACGAAGGAGCUUCUUCCCGAAUCCCUCGGAGAGAAGCUCGAAGCCAUGGUCUUUGAGCAGAUCAAGAUUGCCGAUCCAGAAAUCAUCUCAAGAAACCCCAAUCGCCAGUCCAACAUUGACUUUUUCGCCGAGCUUCUAGGAUCGAUCUCGAAUCUCAGGUUCGGGUCAGUCAGUGACCACUUUGCAUCCGAGUUGGCUCGUAGCAGCUCGUUGAAGGAGAGCAAGUUGGAAAUGAUCAUCCGGCAAAUGCGACAUCUCAGGCUCAAGAUCGUUCCGAUGGAGGCCAUUGAGGACUCUGCCUUCUUCCUUGAGACUUGUGCAAAGUACUUUCAGGCUACAGGAGCCUCUCGCAUCCAACUGGCCUUCGCCGACACCUUUGUAGAGUUGCUUGAGCCAAUUGUAGAGGUUGUCACGGGUGUGAUCAACAUUCCCGCCUGGAUCAAAGCCAUCGAGAGCAUCUACGGCAAAGCGUAUCGGCCCAACCAGCGACUCAAAGGAACUUUGGUGAGGGCAGUUUGCCAUCUGUUUCUGGUCACGACGCUUCUCAGUGCGUGCAAAAAGUCGUUCUUCUACGAUAACUGGAUGAGCGCGGCAAACAUGUGUCUUCAGCGCCUGUCGCAGAGGGAUUACAAGAACAAGCUCUCGGUUCUGUUUUGCCUCGUUCGCCUGAUCUGGAUAUACCUCUACCGCUUCCCGGAAACCCCCGUCCACAACGCCCACAUGAAUCUCGAGACGAUCGUUCGUAUCCUGCUUCCAAGUCUCCCGGGGCGAAAGCCGAAUGCCGUGUCGACGACCCUCUUUUCGACCGAAAUCGGUCCUCCCUCGGCCAUGAUCAACAUGGGUCCUCUCAGUGUUUCUGGGAUCGGUGGUUUGGACCUGUAUGUGCAGAUCGCCGCAUAUCCCGGCUCUUCAUUAGGCUCUGCCGAGGAGUACCCGGGCUCUGGCGCCGAUGUGAGCCUCUACCCGGAUCGCUUUAUCAUCGCUAUCCGAACGAUGCGUCUGCUCCUAGCGGACUUUGAGGAGCACCUCGGUACCGAUGAGCGCAGCGUGUUCUACAACAAUCCAGCCGCCGGCGGCUUCUCGCACAACGUCGUACUCGAGAGCCGCAUCAAUAUCCCACCGCCUCGCUUCCCUGCUUUCAAUCAGUUCUUCAACAUCCAGCUUGGCACCACAGAGUCACUGCGUGCCAUACGCGAGCGGAAGGACCCCCAGGCUUCCCCGGGCGAAAUUGAUCUCGACUCUGCACAAGCGCGCGGCCCCGAACUAUCCAAGCUCUUGUCGGCAUCGCUUCCUAACCAUGUCUAUAAUGGCAUCGGCACUAUGCUCCAGCAGACCUACAACAAGAUCAACGAUAUUUUGGGUCGUGCCUGGGUCGAAUUCGAUAGCGGCAGUUCCUUCGACAGUGCCGUUGGCCUUCAUUUGCUCGGGGACCUGGCGACCAGUGGACUCCAUCGAGAUGGAUCCUCCUCCAACCUCGGUGCCUUUGCGGCUUCCAAAAGCAGCAUCAGCGGCAGCGGCAGCGGUUCCGGCGCCGCUGCUGAAGGCGCUUUCUCGGGUGCAUCCUCAGACAAGUAUGAGCGACCGGGGCUCUUUGUUGACAAGUUGGUGCUCUACGAACUCAUGCGCGCCUGUCUGGAUGCCAUUCCGCGCUUCGUUCCUACUGGAGUGGGCCCGGUGAAGAUCAUCGAGAAUCUCGGUCGAUGGAUGGUCCAUGUUGAUGAAGACAUACGCAAAGCUGCCUUUGAGGCCCUCAUGCGAAUUGCCAUGAUCAAGGAUGGCGGACUGAAGGGACAAUGGGCCCUUAAAGGCGGCGAAACGCUGCUCUCUGGAAUCCUGCGGAUUGCCGUGGACACCUCGAUUGGAAUCGUCAACGAGAAGUUUGGCGAGCUGGCGACAAUGCAGGGCACCCACGAUGCGGUCUACAGCAUCAUGGAGAAGGUCGUGUGUAACUACAUAUGCUUUUUGAAGCUGUAUCUGGAAGAGAUGAAGGAGCUUCACGGCCGGGAAGACUCGCGCCUUGAGCCAGCCCAUGUCGACUGGAUCGUCCAGGGUAUCGAGAGCAAAGGCCUGCUUUUCCUGACGUCCACCUUCCCAGCGAUUCGCAAGCACGCCAUCGGAAUCCUUGAGAUAGCAGUCACCAUCGAAAACGUGCUCAAAUACGGCUCUGCGUCUGCGACCGACGACGCACGCAAGGCCCGACAGUCAAAUGCCAACGAUGACAAGGUGCGCGUACACCCCCACUCUCAGAGCCAGCCUGCCCAGCUCACGCCCAAGGAAUCACGGGCUAUCCGGGUGCUCCAAACGAUGGGAGACGAGAUCGUCCGAAAGUACGAGUACGAUCCCCUAUCUAAUCCCAGGUCCGGUAGCGACGGCGCCGGGAUUGAUCCGGGUCGAGGUGCUGUCGACCGAUCGCCAACGCUGCUCGCCGUGGCUGGGUCUGCAGCCCCUGUGGACGUGUCACUCUGGAACCGAUGUUUUGCGGCCGUCGUGGCCAUGUUCUACGACUACCUUUGUCCUUCAGUUGUCAUUCGAACUUUUGCCGAUAUCAACGUCCGCCUCGGGGCCCUGUACCCGACCAUCUCCAGCGGACUGGACCUGAGCUUCAAGCUGACGAGCAACGGAACGCUUCAAUGGAAUACCGUGAGCACCCCAAGUAAUCUGGCGCAAGUGCCUUCUCGUGCAGUACUGCCUUCGGACGAGAUUGUUGUUCAGUUUCAGCUCUACCUGACCUUUGUCGUCGCCACCAUGGAGGUGGUCUCAAGCGAGAGCAUCGGCCAUAUAGGAAAGCUGUCACCUGGGAACGACUGUCACCAUAACGUCUAUCCCGUCUUUGGCAGCCGCGUGCUGAGAUGGGAAGUUGACGACACUAUAUGGCGCCGCCCGGUUGCCGUUCGGAUCGAGCAGCCGCAGAGUAUCAUCCACAAGGCGUUCUCGCUGAUCCUCUCGGACCGGGUUCAUAUCCGAAACGCGUCCAUCAUCGCCUUUGGAAGCAUGCAUUGGCGGACAUACCGCACCUUUCUCGAAGAAAUCCGUCCUUGCGGCAAGCUUGUCAUGGAUGACAUCCGGCAGCGCAUCGCCACCAACCCCCAGACCCCAUCGCACUCAACUCGCAAGUUGAGCCUGAGCUCGGCCAGCCAGCAUACCCGCAAACUCGAUCGGCUUCGUGAGGAGCUCACCCAGAUCUUUUCGUUGAUUGCCCACUUUGUUGAUCACGAUGAGUACCGCCAAGAUCACGAGCUUGUGGCGCCCGUGCUGCAGUACAUCAAGGAUAUGCAGCGAUUCCUCCACCACCCAGAGAUCCAGAGCGACCUGGACUAUCAGAUGCUCCGAUAUUACUUCUGUGGCUUCAUCGAGCGAUUCUUUGACCACCUCGUGACCAGCCUGGAUGUGGCCAUGGAUGUAGCCAUGGAUGCCUCUGGUAACCGCCUCUCGGACGAAAAACUCGAGAACUACAUUUCGAUUGAUCAGCGAUAUGCGCUGUUUCUGAUGUUUGAACAGUGGUGUGGCCACGGGCCGCUGGCGGCCUCGAUCAGGGAGCACGAGGACAAGACCAUCAAGGCCCUCCUGGAUGGGAUCCGUGACCAACGCGACCGUGCCAUGACCCACGAUCGGAUCGAGCUCCAGCGAAACGCGCUGGAGCUGGCUUCGCUCAAGGCAAUGUCGUCGCUCUGUCGUGGGUCGAUCACAAACGCGCGCCACCCCAGGGUCUCCUUCGAUGUCCGAACCCUGCUGGCGUGGGUUGACGGCCUCCUGACCAGCUCCAACGACAAGCACCAUGCCAUCGCGCGGGUGGCGUUGGAGAAUCUGCUACUAUACAAUCGCAGCAACGAGGAGCUUUUCGAGAAUGUUCUGCUGCGCUGCCAUUCAAGCACUGUCCCGCACGAUGUACAGCGAGGCUAUUUCAUGGCCAUGGUCAACCUGUUUGGCAGCCCAGCCCAAAACCAUUUCUACACGACGUCCCAGCGGAAGUACUUGCGUGAGCGCAAACUCAACGAUCUUCCCUUCCAUCCCGCCAAGCUCCUCUGCCUCGCAAUGUAUAUGAUUGGAAGCCAUAGCCUUCAGAUCCGCAAGGCUGCCAUCCGGCUGUUGCUGGGCGUUGAAGGGCUCAUGGGCGAUUCGGCUCCAGCGUAUCCCCCUGAUGUAAAGGGCUAUACCAUGUAUCCAGGUGGUCCCGGCGAAUCGGCAUAUGCGCAGCCGCUCGACCUGGGCGAUGACGAAGAAGAUGCCACCAAUGAGGCCGCCGCUAUCACAAGUGCUUUGCCAGCAAUCUUCAAGCGUGCGCAGGCGGCGGUGUCGUGUCGUUUGGCAUCCGAGUACACUGAAAUCACGUAUGAGAUGCUCUCCGAAAUGAUCAUUCAAACUGAGAUGAUUCGGAAGGGAGGUCCACCAACAUACUACAACCCCAAUCUCCGCGACAUUUUCAUCGCCAUGCUGCCCUGGAUCCGCAACAUUGACUUGCCGAAUGUCAUGAACGAUGUCGAGAAUAUGAAGGAGACGCCUGUGCCUCCAAAGUCGCUCGCCAAGGUAACGUCAGAGGUAAUCCUGACCAAUCUACUGUACAUUACGAUACGCUACGGUGACGACUUCAUCAACGAGAUCGAGGAUAUUUGGGCUCAGCUGGUCGAUCGAUUUGAAGAGGAUGCACCAUAUGCCGACAACCAAACGGCCCCGGCCGGCGCAGCCGCGUCCGCACUCUCGUACGAGAAGAUGAGCCGCAACGUGCAGAUGAUUGUUGAGUUUCUGCUGGACGUCGGUGUCCAGCGCAGGAGCCGCAAGUUUGUCAAAUAUGCCAAGAAGAUUGUUGUAUACCUUGGGCGCACUGCCGGCUGCGAACAGCUUGUGGAGACGCUCAUGUCAUGGAUCACACCCAAGGGCCUUGUACCUUCGAGCGGAGAUCGCAAUCUAGGCGGGAUCGACGACGACAUCAGCGAGAUGCUGAGCUUUGGAAAGUCCGGCCGAGAAGUUGGCGGCACCUAUAUUCAAGGGGUGGGACCAAAUCCGCUGUUUAUGGUCGAUCUCGGCGAUGUUCUGAACGACAGUCAGCUUCCGCGACAGUUUUCGCGCGGCCAGCUUUCAUGCGUCCUACUGGUGGAUUUGGCAAUCGAAUGCGGUCACAACGUGCUCGAAUCGAGGCUCCCAACGCUACUACUGGUGAUCUUUGUCCAACUCGACCACCCGCUCACGCUCAUCGUCGAGGAGAGCCGACUCCUGCUUAUCAAUCUGAUCCACUCGAUCCUGCCGCGCGACCAAAAUGCUGACCGCAUCGACGCCAUCCACUCGACACUGAACUUGAAAGAGGGAAAGCGACUGUGGAACUACGAGGACGUCUCGCCCAAAAUCCCCGCAAUCGACUCUGAGCGGCAAAUGGCUGGGCUCCUCAGCGACGUGCUUGCCCUCUUUUCAUCCGUCGACCCGCAGAUCAAGCAGCACCUCGGCGAAACAGCGCUGCAGUGGGGUGCGCGACGUACACUGCGUCAUGUGGCGGCCAGAUCUUUGCAAAUUUUCAGAGCCCUGCUUCCGCCCUUCAGCCUGAAGAUGAUUGGUGAACUCCUCUACCGCCUCCACUGCACGAUCGGCUCUCCAGUCGACGAAUACCAAGGCUAUUCGCUCGAGCUCCUGAAUACGCUGCAAGUCAUGAUCGACACCCUGGAUCCCGCGCGGCUCCUUCUGUACCCACAGCUGUUCUGGGCUGCGGUGGCGUGCAUGCAGUCCCCAAACGAGUUCGAGUUUAUUCGCGGCGUGCACAUGCUCAACAAGAUCACCGGCAAGAUCGGCAUCGAAGAAGAGCAGUGUCGAAACAUCCUGAUCCUGAGCUUGCCUGGUAACUGGAGAGGCCAGUUCCACGGCCUCCAGCCCCUCUUGGCGAGAGGGCUUUGCUCCUCCGUUGCCGAGACGGAGGCUGUGGAGGUCCUUGGACAUCUGCUGACGUUUGCAGAUGACGCCCUCGUGGACCAGCCGUCCGAACGCGUGCUCCGAUCGAUCUUGUGCUUUCUACCCCGACUGCUGCAGGGUCUCGAGGCCGCGCCCCAAGCCGACGGCGGUGCCGACGUCAAUAUCUCGGUCGAAGGGUGUCUCCGAGUGGCAAGUCUACUCGGGAUGAUGGCGGAUCGGAAGGGUCACUUUGGAUUGGGCAAACUGUUUUUGUCGUACUCGAAACAGCGCUUCCGGUCAAAGGAGGAUUUCCUCUCACAGCUGGUUUCGCUCAUCCGCAACGAGUUCUGUCCGACACACGAGGGCAUGGUCCUGCAAACCCUUCUCAAGCAUCUCACCAAUCGACACCCGUUCUACCGCAAGCGCACGCUCAAGUUCCUCAAG
Messenger RNA from Polychytrium aggregatum, 6717 nucleotides. RefSeq names its product cell morphogenesis N-terminal-domain-containing protein. Gene Ontology annotation, cellular component: cell cortex; site of polarized growth. The transcript is spliced from 11 exons. The record is from RefSeq and is a predicted model, not a curated record. Gene Ontology annotation, biological process: cell morphogenesis. NCBI's taxonomy places the organism in Eukaryota, Fungi, Chytridiomycota, Chytridiomycetes, Polychytriales. The annotation marks the transcript as partial.